AUGGAUCCCUGCUCUUUCUCCACCAUCUCUGGCUCACAAGAAACUGACUGCAGUUUGGUGUUCUUUGAUUUGGAGACCACAGGACUCGGGCGAACCUGUGACAUCAUCCAGCUGGCAGCGGUGAGUGGGGGCCACAGCUUCAAUCUCUACAUGGUUCCUCGCUGCAGGAUGCAGGGUGGGGCAUCUGCAGUCACUGGGUUUAGGGUCAGGAGACGCCGUCUGUACCUCCACCACCACCUUGUGACCACCACCACCCACCAGGAAGCCCUGACAUCUUUCCUCGCCUUCCUGCGCAUGCUAGUCCGUCCCCUGCUUGUCGGGCACAACAUCAAGAGAUUCGACUGUCCUGUGCUUGCUAGGGUCCUGGAUGAGUUCCAGCUGGGGGCAGAGUUUAGGCAGGUCACGUCUGGCUUCCUAGACACCCUCCCACUAGCCCGGGACCUGCUGAGAGGCAGUGGUUUGCAGAGCUACCGCCAGGAGAACCUGGUGAAGGCCAUCCUGGGCGUCUCGUAUCCAGCUCAUGAUGCUCUGGAGGACGUCAAAGCCCUGCAGAGGCUUUACAGUGCCCUCAUGCCAACUGUGGAACAAACCCUAAGACACAAGUUCACACUGUCAAACAUAACAGCCCUGGACUGCAAGCCACCCUCAGUCCAGAGGAGAGCACUGUGCAGACAGCCAGAAGAGCAUCCCCUUUGGGCUCAACCUCUACAAGUAGAUCAUUCCCUGACAGAGUAUGCAGGAGGUACUGGAGCACCUGCCAGAAUUCCUGACAACUGA
Messenger RNA from Megalops cyprinoides (Indo-Pacific tarpon), 777 nucleotides. RefSeq lists its product as uncharacterized. The record is from RefSeq and is a predicted model, not a curated record. Gene Ontology annotation, cellular component: cytoplasm. Gene Ontology annotation, molecular function: nucleic acid binding; 3'-5'-DNA exonuclease activity. The transcript has 2 exons. Gene Ontology annotation, biological process: DNA catabolic process. Bases 1 to 777 code for a protein of 258 amino acids. NCBI's taxonomy places the organism in Eukaryota, Metazoa, Chordata, Actinopteri, Elopiformes, Megalopidae.